Molecule: messenger RNA, 3855 nt
Organism: Apus apus (common swift)
Lineage: Eukaryota; Metazoa; Chordata; Aves; Apodiformes; Apodidae
Gene: BMERB1
Product: bMERB domain containing 1
Exons: 6
Coding region: 146-760 (204 amino acids)
Biological process (GO): negative regulation of microtubule depolymerization
Cellular component (GO): microtubule cytoskeleton
Source: RefSeq, a predicted model, not a curated record
CCCCACCUCCGCCCGCGGGCUCCCGCUCCGCUCAGACAAGCGGUGAGCUUCGUGUCGUUCCCGCGGCAGUCGGGCCGCAGCGCCGCUGUCAUGGAGUGAGUUGCGGAGUCCUGCGCUGCCCCGCGCUGCCUGCCCCGGCCCAGCUAUGGAGCUGAGGAGGUCCAUCUCGGCCAACGCGGAGGCCGAGAGACCGAUGAGACGCUACGGGGCAGUGGAGGAGACGGAGUGGAAGGCUGAAGCGCUGGGGAGAAAUCAACUUGACAUCAUUUCAAUGGCUGAAACAACAAUGAUGCCUGAGGAAAUCGAGCUUGAGAUGGCAAAGAUCCAGAGACUUCGGGAAGUCUUAGUCAGAAGAGAAUCAGAACUCAGGUUUAUGAUGGAUGACAUCCAACUGUGCAAAGACAUUAUGAACCUUAAGAAAGAGCUGCAGAGUUUGGUAGCAAUUCCAGAAAAAGAAAAAACAAAGAUGGAGAAACAAAGAGAGGAUGAGCUGAUUCAGAAGAUCCAUAGACUGGUACAAAAAAGAGAUUUUCUUGUAGAUGAUGCAGAGGUGGAGAGAUUACGAGAGAAAGAAGAAGACAAAGAGAUGGCUGAAUUCCUUCGAACCAAGUUAAAACCCUUAGAUAAAGCAACACAGUCUCCUACCAGCAGCCCAGUAGAAAAGAAGGCUGAACCUCCUCCAAGCAAGCCCGCCAUUGCCAAAGCUGGAUUGGCUAUUAUUAAAGAUUGUUGUGGGGCCACACAAUGCAACAUCAUGUAGCUCUGGGCUCUCUGCCGUGUUUGUCUUUUCAAAUGUUUUCAUUGAACAAAACUGCAGGGUGAGGGGAACUAACAAGCUUCCUGCUAACAGAAUCAAGAGCAAGUGGUACAACAGUAACAUGUGGAAUGUACAAUGGCAGGUUCUUCACUGUUGCAUGGAUCACUCAACACGCAUGCCUGAUAUCAAAAGAAAUCUACAUAGUGGCUGUCCAGUGACCAGAAAAGAUCUGUAGUAGAGUCAACAGAAACACCCCAUGAUAAAAGUGAAAAGAGGGUAUAUUUCAUCCAGUAAGGUGUAAAACAUCAAUUUUAACAGGCCAUCACUUUGUAAGAAUUUGUUGUACACUUCUUCCCCUUGACAAACAGCACUCAAAUUGCUGAAAUCUCCCAUUUUGGUUACUUUUCAAAACAAAAGCCACAAGUAGCAAUGCUGUAUAUAGUGUAACUGAUAGAUGAAGCAACUUUAGGACAACUGAUGUUGCAUACAAAAUACUUUGCAAACUAGUGUGAUGUUCAACUACUUUGCUGUGGAGUUUCACUUCCAAUUCUUUCUAAAGAAUGAGGAUCAGUGACAAGGAUGCCGCAAGUAGAGACAGAUUUUUAUAUACCAUAUGAUUUCUGAGUUACUCAAGUCAAAUGAAUAUUGCUUACACCAGGGAAAAUAAGUCUCUGGUAAAGAUUUAGCAAGCACAGGUACAGUAAUCUGCAAAUAGAUUAUGUAGUCCAAGCUGUGUCAUUUCUCUUUUAGAUCUCCACCUCUCAUGGAGCCAGAGAAAUAUUCACCCAGAGUUUUGUCCACUAUUAGAAGUUAUGUGCAGUAUGAGAUUACAUGAAACUGGUAGGUUACUGAGAAGAGAGUGGACUACAAAGUUUUAUCUAAUAUUUAAACAAUGCUUAAAAGAACUAUUAAUUGCAUAUUUCAUGACUGUAAGAAAUAAACUAUCAAGCAAAGGAAGACACUAGCCACCCAAGACAAAGUGACCACAUGACAAAUACACGGAAAAGUAGAUCUUUGUUGUAGGAAGAUCCCAUUCUACACAAAAUGGGUUUAAAAUUAAGGGAAAUACAGAAAGACUUACCUGUGCUUCACCAUUUAGUGUAUUUCUGGUCUCUUAUGCAGAUUAAGCCUUGUGGAUUCUAGUAUCUUUAUGUUAGCUGUCAGUAACUGGUUUGUCUGUGUGAUGGUAUUCCAUAUAAGUGUACUGUGAUAGGUGUAAAUAGUAAAAUAAAUUUACAUGAUCUAAUGUGAAAAAUCUCAGGCUUAGAAAUAACAGAUAGCAAAAAGUUACUAAAAAUAAGGUUUUUCAAGAAGAACUUCCAUUUUUGUGAAGCUAGCUAAGUGAAGUGUGCACUUAUAUACAAAGGAAUCACAGUUAUAGGAAAGGAGAAAAAAAAUUAACAGCAGUUCCUCAAAAGGGAUUAACAGUAACAUAUCUUACAAAGGAGAAGUAUCAUAUGAAGGUUCAAGGAGAUAAACAUUAUCUAAAGUAAUUCAGAAUAUUCUUGUACAAAUAAAACUUAAUCCCUAGCAUUGGAGUGAUUCAGUGAAGAACAUCGGCACUUCCAGAAGCAUUUGUUUCAGUACUGCAGACUCACUUGAGACAAAGAACCUACGUCACCAAGUUCCUUAAGGUUGAAGGAUCAAGGAGAAAAUAAUACCAAGCUUUCCACUAAGACAUGAAGCACUUUAAUAAUUUUGACCAAAGAUGUAGGAAAGGACAAAAUAUACCCAAAGGUUGAACAGUCACAUAUGUAUCAAUAAGGAUGCCAAAACUAUAUCAAAUUAAGACAAAGAAUUAUCAGUAUCUUAAGACAAGAAGCAAAUGUUCAGUGCCAUUAACAAAGACAAAUGGAAGUUAGGAAAGAAACCAGAAGCACCAAACUUAGCCUUAGGAGGAUCAGCUGUUACAACCACAUAUUGCAAAUUGCAGUAAGUAAAAGGACCUGAAGAAGCACUCAGCACACAGUUGUUGUAAGGCAAGAAGUGACUUAUGCAAAAGUGUUUAAACCAGGCUGUGCGGAUGAUCGGGGUGAUCUCUGCAUGCUGCACAGAACACACCGUCCCUUAGGGAAAAGUGAAGUCAGUGGAAUGUAGGUCUAUAUGAAAAAAAUUCACUAACAGGAAAUGGAGCUAGACAUAUCUAGGAUCCAACACAUGACUAGGAUACAGAGCCCCUUUAAUUAAAAUAAAGAAAACACAGGAAGUAUGAACCUGUAAUCUUCAUAUGCAGUUACUAUUGAUAGCCAGGGCCCCACAGGGACCUGAAGUACAGCAGUAUUAAUGAGUGAACUUCCUUUUGAAAUUCUAACUUGGCUCAGCUGAGUUAGAGUUUGUUUUGUUUGAUUAGCAAAUGCAUCCAUUUUGUUUAUAUUCAGGCAGGCUUGGCCAGCUUGCCUGCAAUGUAUCAGUGUCACUUUAGAAGGGGGUCAGUGAUGCUGCUUAGCAGUGACAUCCCAGACUUUUUAGUCUGAGGUCAGAUUCUCAACUGUGCUCAAUACUGGCUCGCAGUGUUGCCCCCCCCCCCCAGAACACAGCAAAGCACUCAUGGUGUACUUCUAACGUAAUGGUCUUAAACAGUUGAAACUUAAUGAAGGAAUGAAGUAUAUUAUGAUCUUGAUCCUUGUUUUUGAGAAGUCAGACUAAACCACUAAAUAUUCCCCUGUACCAUGAGGGGCUCUGUAACUUCUGUAAUCCCGUGAAUGUAACACAUUAUUAUGCAAACCUCGUAUGUCAGAAACAGCAAAAAGUAUGAGACAAGUAUCUUAAGGUGACUGUCUGCAAAGAGGGACAUGGGUUGACUGAAGAACCCAAAAUCUCUUCUACUGGCUGUUUAUCACUUCAGAAAGAAGACAAGGCAUCAGGAAAAGGAGAUUUAAGGUGGAUUUGACACAUUUCCUCUAUGAACCAGUAAAUGUGGCUAUAUUCAAGAAAGGAUCUUGGCCUACUGAGUAAACAAAAGUGCUGAAGUGCUAUUUGUACUAACCACCAAUACUACCAAGUGGUUCUCUUGUACCUUCCCCUAGCCCUACUAAAUCUCUUCAGCAAAGUAGAGAUAAACAUAUAUCCAAAUAAACUAAGCUGCUGUGUUAUACUAA